AACAGCAUGAUGGCCACAUCACAAGAUUUCUUCGGAAAUCCUUAUGCAAUAUUUCGUGGUCCACCUACGACAAUGCGGUCGCAUGAAAGUCCUUUGAAUACUUUUGCGCUCGACCUACAAACUGCAAAUAAAUGCAGUAAUGUGGUGGACACGCCAACAGUGGUGCGUCCACCACCGCCGCCACCACCACCACCACCAACGCAAACAUCGUCGCCGAGGUAAGGUUUUUUCAAGCAACAACGUACAUUAGAAAGUCGGUCAACAAUAUCUAAAGACCGCUAAUAUGAUGAAAGCCAAAACAAAGAGAAAGAUAGAAAGAAAGAAAGUUUUUAUGUGAAAGCAAAAU
This is a messenger RNA of Teleopsis dalmanni, 346 nucleotides long. RefSeq names its product sex determination protein fruitless-like. Bases 7 to 222 code for a protein of 71 amino acids. The record is from RefSeq and is a predicted model, not a curated record. The transcript has a single exon. NCBI's taxonomy places the organism in Eukaryota, Metazoa, Arthropoda, Insecta, Diptera, Diopsidae.